AUGGGAUCCUCGCAGACUGAACUUCCGGCGUUGAAGUUCCCCUUCAAGGACCCGAAGUUCAUCUUCUUCACCGACUUCGACGGCACUAUCACGCUGCAAGACAGCAAUGACUUCAUGACAGACAACAUAGGCUUCGGCGGGGACAAGCGCCGCCAAGGAAACCGAGAUGUUCUCGAAGGUAAGGACACCUUCCGCGACUCAUUCAAGAAGAUGAUGGACUCUGUCACCAAGCCCUUCCCGGAGUGCAUCGACUACCUGGUCCAGAACAUCAAACUCGACCCGGGCUUUCAGGAGUACUUCCAGUGGGCUCUGAAGAAUGAGAUUCCUACCGUUGUGGUGUCUUCUGGCAUGGAGCCUAUCAUUCGCGCCAUUCUUAAGAACCUCAUUGGGCCUGACCAUGAUAAGCUUGACAUUGUCAGCAACGAGGUCGAGGCUCGCCCUGGAAAGUCGAUUGACCAGGAGGGUGGCUGGCAGAUCAAGUACCACGAUGACAGUGGCUUUGGGCACGACAAGUCACUUACCCUCAGACCUUAUGCCAACUUGCCAAAGGAGAAGCGGCCGACGCUAUUCUACGCUGGUGAUGGUGUGUCGGAUCUGAGCGCUGCAAAGGAGACAGAUCUGCUCUUUGCGAAGAAGGGCCAUGAUCUCAUCAGAUACUGCGCGCGUGAGAACGUCCCAUUCACGGUCUUCGAAGACUGGUCGAAUAUUCUCAAGGUUGUGAAGAAGAUUCACGCUGGUGAGAUCUCGGUCCAUGAUGCCGCUAAGCAGGGUUACGAGGACUACAAGAACGGUGCUGCAGGUCUCUCCGCAAACGGACAAGCAAAGUGA
Zasmidium cellare ATCC 36951 is the source of this 828-nucleotide messenger RNA. RefSeq lists its product as uncharacterized. The transcript has 4 exons. The record is from RefSeq and is a predicted model, not a curated record. NCBI's taxonomy places the organism in Eukaryota, Fungi, Ascomycota, Dothideomycetes, Mycosphaerellales, Mycosphaerellaceae. Gene Ontology annotation, molecular function: phosphatase activity. The coding region runs from base 1 to 828 and encodes 275 amino acids.